Molecule: messenger RNA, 672 nt
Organism: Pedinophyceae sp. YPF-701
Lineage: Eukaryota; Viridiplantae; Chlorophyta; Pedinophyceae
Source: the annotation of a GenBank genome assembly
AUGAGAGUUAGUGUCGCCCAGCCCCGGACGUGCGUGGGUCGCGCUGUCGCGGCCCGCCAGGGCGCUACUACUACUCGGGAUCUGUGGCGGUGCCGUGCAGCGGAUGCGGGGCGUGCGACUGACACGGCCACGGGCGUCGCAGUUGCUGAGCAGAGCGAGCAGUUCGCGGAGAACUCGCUCGAAGCGGAGCUCGUCGCCGCCGUGCGCUCCACCGCGGCGGCGCUCUCGGAGUCGGAAGCAGGGAAGAGGGACCUGAAGGCUGCCCGCAGAAACCUGCUGCAGACGAUGAAGCUCGGCAAGGAUCUAGUGAGCUCGUACACCAAGGUUGAGAAUUUCAAGCAGGGCUGGGAAUGGACGCGGGACGGGGGGACGGUGUUGGCACGAGACUUGUCGCGGGUUGCGACCCUGCGGACCAAGUCGCUCCUCGGCAGCGCGGAGGACCCAGCGCUGCAGCAGGCGCUCGCCUUGGCCGAAAAGAAGGCACCGGGUCCCAAACAGCUGGUGUUGUUCAGCUUCCUCGUGCUCAACACCGUGCCGCUGACGUUCCUCAUCGUGCCGCUGCUCCGCGCGUGCUUCCCCGGGAAGGACGACGCCUGGCUCCCGAGCGCCUUCUCCCAGCGCCGGCGCGCAGCGAUGGCGCGGCUGAGGGCAGGGGACAGCGACAGCCGGUAG